This is a messenger RNA of Aureococcus anophagefferens, 411 nucleotides long. RefSeq lists its product as hypothetical. NCBI's taxonomy places the organism in Eukaryota, Pelagophyceae, Pelagomonadales, Pelagomonadaceae. The record is from RefSeq and is a predicted model, not a curated record. The transcript is spliced from 2 exons. The coding region runs from base 1 to 411 and encodes 136 amino acids.
AUGGAGAUCCUCGCCGAGGAGGCGCACAACCGUCUGGUGAUGAUCGAGUGCUUCGCGGACCACUGCGCCAUCUCCCACGGCUUCGCCAACGUCGUCGCCGACAUCUGCGACAUGUUCCCGAAGCUCGUGUUCAUGCAGAUCAACAAGAUGGACCGCUACAACGGCCACAAGAUGUUCGAGUGCCUCAAGGUCGGCAAGCACACCAAGUACAAGACGCCGACCUACAUGUUCUUCCGCAACGGCGAGCAGAUCGACGAGGUCGUCGGCGCGAACCAGCCCGAGAUCGAGCGCAUCAUCAAGAAGCACAUCGACUGGGACCCGAACGCGCCGCCGGAGCCCGACUCCGACGAGGAGGAGGAGGCGACCGUGGGCGCGGCGCCGGAGGUCGUCGAGGACGACGACCAGGAGUGA